Blepharisma stoltei is the source of this 1108-nucleotide messenger RNA. The record is from the annotation of a GenBank genome assembly. Lineage: Eukaryota; Ciliophora; Heterotrichea; Heterotrichida; Blepharismidae.
AUGGAACCCAUCAUUAUUAACAUGAUCGCAAGUAACGAGCUCCCUCAUCCAAGAUGCUUAAAUACAGAGUGCAUACUCCUUAAAUACAAAUGCAAUCAGUGUAGCCACUGCUUUUCAAGCUUGGAAGACCUUUCUACUCACCAAAUUGUAACUUCUAAAGUAAUCCAAAUUCCAAAACAAACUGACUUGGAGGAAUACUCCGAUGAUAAAAUUGUAGCAGGUAUUUUGAUCGAGGAUUUUCACUUAACAGACUUUUUUCUGGGCUAAUUUUUUAGUUGACACAUCAUUCUGCAAAAGUAAUUUUUUCGAAAAAUGAUGCCAAGAAAUACCUAGUUGAGUAAAUGUCCCUAGAAAAAAUUAUCGAACUGAUAUACUAAUUGACCAAGAAUAGCCCACUAAGGAGCCAUUCUUGGUCUGCCAGAAAAAAUUUUGACAAAAGAUCCUAAUCUGCCAUUACCGCUGAGUUUUGGUGUUUCCAAAUUUUUUGGGCAAGCCAAAUGCAAUAAAAAAAAUUGUUCUUUUGCGAUGAUGCAUUUGGCUUGUCAAAAAAAUUUGGCAACACCAAAACUCAGUGGUAAUGGCAGAUUAGGAUCGUUUGUCAUUACCACUGAGUUUUGGUGUUGCCAAAUUUUUUUGACAAGCCAAAUGCAUCAUCGCAAAAGAACAAUUUUUUUUAUUGCAUUUGGCUUGCCCAAAAAUUUGGAAACACCGAAACUCAGUGGUAAUGGCAGAUUAGGAUCUUUUGUCAAAAUUUUUUCUGGCAGGCCAAGAAUGGCUCCUUAGUGGGCUAUUCUUGGUCAAUUAGUAUAAAACAUACUAUAAAAGUCUGCAAUACACUUUCAAUUGUGCGACUUGCUUAAAGUCGUUUGAUUCAGAAAAAGGACUGAGACAACAUGUGGGUAAAAAACACCCUCGUAAAUCUAAAAACAUGGUCUGCGAGACUUGCGGAAAAGGAUUUUAUCAUAAAUACGCUCUUGAAUUUCAUAUUAAACAAGUCCACGAUAAAGUGACAAGAUCUGAGUGCAAAAAUUGUGGUAAAACAUUUUAUAACAAAUACAUUCUUAUAAAGCACAUGAAUAAGUGCGGAACAAGCAAUAACCAGCUGUAG